CCCUGACGCGGCCCUGGGCGGUGGGGGGCGUGGGGCUGUCCUUCACAGUCCAGCUGUCGCAGGAAAGUUUCGAUGGGGAGCAGGAGAAGAUGUGGGCUGGCUCGCCUGUCGCCUGUGCAGGACAGUGUCGCCUGAACCCAGAAUGUGGGGCCUUCGCUUUCAACGCAACUGAGGUCCCGAACUGCGUGCUGUUCGUGCGCCAGAUGUACUGGGGCAAGUCGGGCCUUAAGGGCCUCUACUACAGGGGCAUGUCGCUGUCCGGCGGCGAUUACCUCUUCCGUCUGCCUCCUCCUGCCUACGACGUUCCCGACAUGUCCCUGGCUAAAUGCCAGGCGAUCGGCCUGCGUCUGGUGCAAGUGCCGACAGUCCUGAAGGACUUGGUGGCGGUUCAGAGUCAGGGUGAUUACUGCUACGACCUCAAGAGGACAUCAGAGACGGCCCCUUUCACCACCAUGACUGGGGAGCCCGUCAACGCCUCGCUGCUUGUCAAUUGGGAUACGUGGAACACAGACGUUACACCGCAGUGCAUCGCGAGUCACUACAAUUGGCCUUAUAGGAUGCAUUGUGCUGACUGGGUCGUCAACUCCGACGCCGCAGUCUGCCAGUACACGUUCUAAAAUUUCUUAGCAUCUCCUUUCGACUUUCUGAAACAUUGAGAGUUUCCCGUUUCUUUUUAUCAUCGCAAUAUUCGAGUCAUGGGAAAAGGAUUCGUUGAACCUGAUAGAGAGAUUCUUACUAGCUUGCACCGGAUGUCUUAACAAAUUUUACUCAGAGCAAUGCCUAUAAUACUAUCCAUUCUGAGACCAAUGUUUACCUUCACAUUGAUAACACAUUUGUGAGAAAUACUUUUAAAAUGUUAAUGAGAUACAGAGGCCACAUACUCACUAAACAGAUAUUCUCCUUAAAAAGUCCUUAAAAAUUGUGCUCUGGCAUCUUCAAAUGAAAGUGUGGUGUGUUUAACCCAACUUGACUAAAAGUUACUUUACUUUUUCGCCUUCGUUAGUGACAAUCUUAUGCUCAGAGAAAUUAUUUAGCAGGGAUAUUCGUGAUGCACUUUUAUUAUUAUAUAUAGACGUACUUUUGGGUCUGUGUGCGUCAUCUUGACCCAGUUUGGCUCGAAAAAGGGUUCAACAGUGCUACGUAGCUCUGGGAUCGUGCUGAGGGUGAGGAAGAGUCUCGUUUUAUGCAACAAUGAUGCGUGCGUAAAAAUUUUUUGCUUCAACCAGCAAUGAUAAUGGUGAUAAGCAAAGAUAAUGGCGAUCCUAUUAUGGAGUCAUGCUAAUUUUCUGCAUCAAAAUUGCAAUUAUCGACGAAAGAACUUUGAUUGUAAACAUCAUCAGUAAUGGCAAGAAAAGUUGAGAACGAUGAUAUUAAGUCGGUAAUCAUCUAAAAUAAUCUGGCAUCACAUGCUAGAAAAAUGGGCUAAAGUGAUAGUGCUGACGUGCAACCAAUUCAAAUAAUUACGUACGGUCAAGGUAGAAGUUUAUUCUGUAGUUUUGAAUUAUGAACUGAGCACAGUUUGCUUAAAUGAUUGCAAUAUAUAAUGAUUUAUUUGUGUGACUAUUUACUGAACACUUAGCCGUUGUGUGUGGCUUACA
This is a messenger RNA of Hyalella azteca, 1598 nucleotides long. RefSeq lists its product as uncharacterized. The transcript is spliced from 3 exons. NCBI's taxonomy places the organism in Eukaryota, Metazoa, Arthropoda, Malacostraca, Amphipoda, Hyalellidae. The record is from RefSeq and is a predicted model, not a curated record. The coding region runs from base 90 to 617 and encodes 175 amino acids.